GGGAAGAUGAGCUCAGGCCUUCCUAUCCACGGCCGCCAUGGGGCUGGGGCUGCUGCCUCCACUGCUGCUGCUCUGGACUCCGGGGACCUGGGGGUCCAAGCUGGACCCCAAUGGACAGCAUGUCUGCCCAGGCAGCAGCCCCUCUGAGCUCCAGUGCUGCCCAGGUUGGAGGCAGAAAAAUCAAGAAUGUACCAUCCCCAUAUGUGAGGGGCCAGAUGCCUGCGGGAAAGAUGAGGUGUGUGUGAAACCAGGCCUCUGUCGCUGCAAACCUGGAUUCUUCGGUGCCCAGUGCAGCUCCCGCUGCCCUGGCCAGUACUGGGGCCCCGACUGCCGAGAGACCUGUCCCUGCCAUCCACGUGGCCAAUGUGAGCCAGCCACGGGAGUGUGCCAGUGCCAGCCUGACCGCUGGGGCAGACUCUGUGAGUUCACGUGCACCUGUGGCCCUCAUGGGCGCUGCGACCCAGUGACAGGCUCGUGCCACUGUGACCCGGGCUGGUGGUCGUCCACAUGCCACCGUCCUUGCCAGUGCAACCCUGCAGCACGCUGCAACCCAGCCACUGGUGCCUGCCUAUGCCCACCAGGCUGGUGGGGCCGCCGCUGCAGCUUCCGCUGUAGCUGUCACACGUCGCCCUGUGUGCAGGACUCAGGCCGCUGCACCUGCCUGCAGGGCUGGUGGGGGCGUGAGUGCCAGCACAGGUGUGAGUGUGUACGUGGCCACUGCAGCAUUGCCUCCGGCCAGUGCACCUGCCCACCCGGCUUCCAGGGCCCCCGCUGCGAGCUGCCUUGCAGCCCUGGCCGCUAUGGGGCACAGUGUGGAGAAAGCUGUGGCCACUGCAAGCCGAAUACAACAUGUUCUCCAGUCACAGGCAGCUGUGAGGCCUGCAGAGCAGGCUGGAAUGGGACACAAUGCAAGCAGCCAUGCCCACCUGGCACCUUUGGUGAGAGCUGCAGCCAGGAGUGCCCUCGUUGCUGGCUUGGGGAGCCCUGUCACACAGAAACUGGACACUGUCAGCACUGUGACCCAGGCUGGAUAGGACACAAGUGUGAAAGCCUCUGCCCCUCUGGCACCUUUGGGAAGGGCUGCAGCUCUACCUGCCCUGCCUGUGUUCAGGGGACCUGCGAUGCUGUGACCGGGGACUGCGUCUGCAGUGCCGGCUACUGGGGGAUUAGCUGCAACAGCUCCUGCCCAUCUGGCUUCCAUGGAAACAACUGCUCUAUCCCCUGCCAGUGUCCAGAGGGGCUGUGCCACCCUGUGUCUGGAGCCUGUCAGCUGGGCCGCCAUGGUAAGAAUGCUCUCAUUGCGGGCAUCCUGGUACCUGUGCUGUUGCUCCUCCUGGGCAUUGCUUGCUGUGCCUGCUGCCGCUGGGCCACACGACUGCACCCUAAGGACAGGCCAGCAAGAGAUGGAGCUGCCCUGUCCAGGAUGAAGCAGCAGGUCUGGGGGGCACUGACAAGCCUGGGCUCAGCACUGCCCUGUGGCUCCCUCAGCAACUACAAGCUACCCUGGGUGACAGUGUCUCACCACGACCCGGAAGUCCCCUUCAACCACAGCUUCAUCGAGCCACCCUCUGCCGGCUGGGCCUCUGAUGACUCCUUCUCUUCUGAUCCCGACUCCGGAGCAGAGGAUGAGGGUCACACCUACUUCAUGCCACCCCAGGAAGGGAUGAUCGCUGUGGCCCAGGAAGAGCGGCCAGAGGCCAGCGUGCCCGGAGGCCCUUUCCCGCCCCCAGAGGAUGCCUCCACACCCUUCCCUAUUCCGCGCACCUCCAGCCUCGCCCGGGCCAAGCGGCCGUCGGUGUCCUUCGCCGAAGGUACCAAGUUUGCGCCGCAGAGUUGUGGAAGCCCUGGGGAGCUCUCCAGCCCUAUUCGAAAGCCCAAGAGACUCUCCAGGGGGGUGCAGCCACGUCCUGAAGGCCAGGACGCUGGGGAGUCCACAGACCCCGAGCAAACGAAAGCAGAAGAGGAGGCUUCUGCUGCUGCCAGCCCCGAGGACGGCGCCGUCCUCAGCCACCACCAACUCCCGGCUGGUGGCCCGGCAGCGGCGGGGCGCGUGGAGACCACCGACGGCAGCCUCCAGGAGAGCCCCGGCGCCGUGGCCACCAUCUACAUGCUGGCGGGACCACAGAAGGCCGAGAGCCCUGUCCGCUCUGUCUUCCGCCGUUUGGGCAACUUCCAGAAAGACCAGGCGGAGCCCAAGAUCAAGACUGCCAUCCCUAAGCCUCUGCGCCGUGCCCUCGGCCGGAACCAGGGCAGUCCUGGGCUGUCCUGUGGCUCUGCCAGCCAGAGCUCCAGUUCAGCCCCUGGUGCCAUGGAGUCCACGGGGGCCAGGCCAGCACAGGAAGCAUCCAGGGGGCUGGGGGAUGGCAUUGAGAGCUUAGAGACUGUGCAGGAGCCCGUCUCUAGGAACAGUUCCCCCGGACGGGGUCCCCAGAAGCAGGCUGAAGAGGGGCAGGAAGAGCCCGUAUAUGAGAAUGUCAUGCUCAGAUCGCAGCCCUGAGGAGUGAGCUUGGAGAGUGGGAAGACUAUGGAUGGGUUGUGGGGAGGGGACACCAAAGCUACCCGGAAUCAAGUUGUCCUUUGUGCCGGGAAAUGAUCUCUGGCCAAGAGUAAAGCCUCUGCCUGGGAAGAGGCAAAGGUUAGAGGCCAGCUAGCGGCGGGCCCUGGUGGUGGGAGGUCUGGAAGGCCUGGGCAAAGACCCUGCAGGGUGGGGUCAUAAAGGGGGAGGAGAUUACCGCAGGGACUUUUUCUCUCUUGUUCUCCAUUCUGCCCUAAUACUGUUCUUCCCUGAAUUUGCAAAAAAAAAAUUUCUUUUCUGAAAUGGGAAACAACCUAAAUGUUGUGUGAUAAAGAUUGAUUCAACAAACA
Messenger RNA from Jaculus jaculus (lesser Egyptian jerboa), 2865 nucleotides. RefSeq names its product scavenger receptor class F member 1 (gene Scarf1). Lineage: Eukaryota; Metazoa; Chordata; Mammalia; Rodentia; Dipodidae. The coding region runs from base 38 to 2497 and encodes 819 amino acids. The transcript is spliced from 11 exons. The record is from RefSeq and is a predicted model, not a curated record. Gene Ontology annotation, molecular function: scavenger receptor activity.